CAUUAUUCUUGUUAGGAUGGUCGAUUGAGACCUGGUGACCAGCUUGUAUCUGUUAAUGGGGAAUCAUUGAUUGGAAUCACCUAUGAAGAGGCAAGAAAUCUAAUCAACCAAACACAGCCGAGAUCAAAUACUUCUUGGGAGAUAACUUUCAUUCGACAUGAUUCUGAUCUUGAUGAAGUGGAAAAUAUGCAUCCAUUCUCCAAUCUGCUAAGUUCAGAGAGAUGUGAACUACAGAAUGAUCUACCCAGUCCAACAUUGUCUUAUAAAGAAAAUGUUGCUGCCGAAAAAUCUGUCCUUGAUAUGAUGAAAACUGGAUUCAAGAAAGGAGAACAAUUUUCUGCAUUUUCUACAGACAACAGUUCCAUUGAUGUAUCAGCUGGGGCUGUUAUCCCCUCCUGGAGAAUUGAUUACGGACCACAAAAGAAGAUUUCCCUCAAUCCCUCAGUACGCCUCAAAGCAGAUAAACUAGAAAUGGCUUUGAAGUAUCUUGGGAUUCAGCCAACAAAAGAAGAACAAGAAAUACUAAGGCAACAGCUACCAAGGGAUUCUGAAGGAACAGUCUGUUUUGGAGAUUUUAUUCAGGUGGCAAGAAAUUUAUUUUCUCAGCAGCUGGAUGAGACUGGUCAUAGCCCUGUACAUGAAAUUGCUAAAUUACUAGAUUCACAGCUUGUAUCUUGUAAUCAUUUGGAAACACAUGAAAUGGAACAACUUAGGAAAGAGAAAAAUGAAGCUUUGAAAGAACUAUGUCAAUUGAAGGAAGAAUUUGCAAAGUCAGAACGUGUGAGAAAACAACUAGCUGAAGAGCUGCAGAUUACCAAACAAGAAGCCAAGGCAUCUGUGGAGGAGGCGAGAACCUUGCGAAGCAGAAUCCAUCUCGCAGAAGCAGCUCAAAAGCAAGCUCGUGGAAUGGAACUGGACUAUGAGGAAGUAAUCAGUUUGCUGGAGAUAGAAAUCACCAGGCUGAAGGCUCAGCUUGCUGAUCACGGUGGCCAAAAUAAAGAGAGUGUGCAAGAUUUAAGAAAGAGGAUUACUGUGCUUGAUUGUCAAUUAAGAAAAUCUGAAACAGCCAAGAAGACCUUUGAGGUGGCAACUGAAAAGUUGCUAGAAUUUGUUGAGACUGUACCUGAAAUGCUAUUACAUGGCAGUAGUCCUCCAGUCACUUUGAGUGACAGGAAAGCCACAAUCUCUUCAAAAAUGCUCCUUGCACAUCUGGGACGGAAUGGCCACACUCUUGCAGCAUCUCUUGCAACAGAAGCCAAAGAACUUGCUAGAUCCGUCCGGGCUAUUCUAGAAGCAGAUUGUCUGCCUUAUGGGUGGGAAAAGGCGUAUACAGCAGAUGGAAUCAAAUACUUCAUCAACCAUGUGACACAAACAACAUCCUGGAUCCAUCCUGUCACUAAUGUACUUGCCUUGUCAUGCUUGGAAGGGAACGACGAUGAUAAUUUCAGAGAACUUCCAGAUCCACAAAUCUGAGACCAUAGAUGAAAGACAACCUGCUUUCAACAGUUUAUUCAUCAACAGAAAUAAAUUAAAGCUUAGUUAUUGUUUCUGUAUAGCAGAUUUUCAGGAUAAACAAUUGCCCUCACAAGAUCAGUUUCAUAUUCCAAGAGCUUAAUUUUAAUAUUGUUUUAUGUCCUUCCCGUUACAAAUUCAUAUUCCUUGCAAAUCAACCAUGAAUAACUUCUUGCAUUCCUGAUAAUUACUGCUGGUAAAAGAUGGUAUCUGGCCCAAGAGCUGAAUUGUUUCCUAUUGUAUGUUAUUCAAUAGUGCUGAGUCCCUCAAGCUAGUUUGGGGGUUAUAGAAAGGUAACAAAAACAGGUGUUGAUUUUAGGGUUUUGUUUUGGUGACUUUGAGUCAACGUUGAUCGUUAUGACACUUUGGACAAGUCACUGAAGGGGGGGCGGGGGUUGCAAGAUUUUGGAAGUGGUUCACUCUUGCCUUCUUCCUAGGGCUGAGAGAGAAUGACCCAAAGUCACCUAGCUGGCAUUGUGCCUAAGGCAAGACUAAAAUUCACAGUCUCUAGAUUUCUAGCCUGGUGCCUUCACAACUUCAUUAGAUUGGCUCUCCAGUUAUUUACUUAGCGAUUGCAUUUUUACUGGAGGGGGUGGGGUUGUUGCUUAAAAAUGUACUUCCUAAGAUAUCUUUGAGGAAUUUCCAGUGGAAAUUCAACACUAUUUGUUCUCCUAGAUCUGGAAAUAUCACCCUAGCCAUUCUUUAUACCUGGUAGAGCAAGCUGUACCUCACCAAAGCUUAUGGCAUUUAAUAAAAUGUAUUAGUCAGCAAAGAUGCUACCAGACUCUUUCUGACACUUUGUCACCAUAGACUAGCAUGGCUGUCUUCUUAAUGUCUCUUCAAAAUUAAUGAUGGAUCUGUUGUGCAAUUCUUUAGUCCCAUACGUUUUCAAACAGUUAACAAUACAUAAGCAUAAGUAAUUAGCAGAGCAGUUUUAUCUUAUGCUCAGCCAUAGUAACAUUUCAGCAAUCUGGAGAUGUUUUUUUUUUUAAAAAAACCUAUUAAUAGCUCUUCAGAAGUAGGUUGCUAUGUCCAGUGUAUUUCUUUAUCCUAGCAUCAUAUUGCUGGUCAGAUAAGUUCCAGUCACUUCACAUUUUUUGCUGACGUGUCAUGAAAGCUGAUUAUUUUCUGUUUAAAAGCAAAAUAUUUUCCAGCCUUGACUUAUUUACUUUUAUAAGUUACAACAUGUAUUUCAUUAUAUGUUGUAGUGCAAAUGGAAUAUGUAGUCUUAAGAUAUAGUGCCUUAGCUGUUUGUAAGCAUUAGUAAUGUUCUUAAUAGUUUUUAUAACAAAAUUAGCCUAAUUUUUAACUUUUUUAUUUCCCAUAAGCCUUCCCAAUUUUUCACCUUUUCUCUUUGCACACAAUUAUAAUAGGCUAAUGUACUGUCAUUGCAUUCAAUCUUACAAUAAUAG
Messenger RNA from Notechis scutatus (mainland tiger snake), 2924 nucleotides. The record is from RefSeq and is a predicted model, not a curated record. Lineage: Eukaryota; Metazoa; Chordata; Lepidosauria; Squamata; Elapidae.